UACCAAUUUUAAAAGAUGAAGAUGAUUCACAUUAUUCUUUACUUUCUUGCUCUUCUCUCAUAUACCUCUCAUGCUACUACUACUUCUGUCAAUGAUUUCUGUGUAGCAAAUUUAUUGCUUCCAAACACUCCUUCAGGCUAUCCAUGCAAACCACAAUCACUUGUAACAGAGAAUGAUUUUGUGUUCUCUAAACUUGGACCUGGAGUCCUAAUACAGCCUUUUAAUGCAGGAACAACAACUGUAUCGGUCAAGAAUUUACCGGGUCUCAAUGGACUCGGUAUCUCUGCAGGAAGAGUGGUUAUUGGUAUAAACGGAACUAUACCAAUGCACACUCAUCCUGAUGCAACUGAAUUACUAAUCGUUUCUCAAGGUCAAAUUACUGCUGGAUUUAUCACACCUACAAAACUUAUUGUGAAAAAUCUUAAUCCUGGUGAUGUUUUUGUUUUUCCACAAGGACUAUUGCAUUUUCAAGUUAACUCUGGUGUUGGAAAUGCUGUUGCUUUUGUUGCUUACAGUAACUCAGAUCCUAACAUACAUUUACUUGAUAUUUUGUUAUUUGGUAACAACUUAUCAACUCCCACACUUGAAAAGACUACUCUGCUUGAUGCAGCACAAAUUAAGAAGCUUAAGGCACAGCUUGGUGGCAGUGGCUAGGAUAUUGGUUGCUUAAGAAUCAUCCUCUUCUAUGUUUGUUUUAAAUUAUGUUAUGUCAGCAAUAAAGCUUCUAUGUUUUGUUUGUGAAAUUUUUUUCAUUUUAAUAAUGUAAGAGGAUGGAUGGUAA
Messenger RNA from Trifolium pratense (red clover), 781 nucleotides. Its product is annotated as germin-like protein 8-13. Gene Ontology annotation, cellular component: cell wall. The transcript has a single exon. The coding region runs from base 16 to 654 and encodes 212 amino acids. The record is from RefSeq and is a predicted model, not a curated record. Lineage: Eukaryota; Viridiplantae; Streptophyta; Magnoliopsida; Fabales; Fabaceae. Gene Ontology annotation, molecular function: manganese ion binding.